Messenger RNA from Ostrinia nubilalis (European corn borer), 1790 nucleotides. It is a transcript of the gene NGR-A21, whose product is annotated as gonadotropin-releasing hormone receptor. Gene Ontology annotation, cellular component: plasma membrane. Lineage: Eukaryota; Metazoa; Arthropoda; Insecta; Lepidoptera; Crambidae. Gene Ontology annotation, molecular function: corazonin receptor activity. The record is from RefSeq and is a predicted model, not a curated record. Bases 295 to 1596 code for a protein of 433 amino acids. Gene Ontology annotation, biological process: neuropeptide signaling pathway. The transcript is spliced from 6 exons.
CGCAGCGGCCCGACGCAUGGUCCAGACGGUGCGCGACUCUGCGAUACAUCGUGAUUGCAAAUAAGUUACUGUUAUUGUCUUCGUUAGUUUAUGUACUAAGUAGGUUAGUUUAUGUACUAAGUGGAUCAAUUUAAAAAUUUAAUUGGACAAGUUCGUGAGAAAAAAGUUCGGACGAAGUUGUGGACUCAAACUUCGCCGAUCAAAGUGUUAACGAAAGUGUUUUAAUUGAUGUUUUUGCCCGCGGAAGUUUAUGUUUCGGUUGCUGCUGAGUCCGGUCCACACGCAUGACGAAACAUGGAGAGCGUAGGCAACAAUACCACAUUAUAUGAUGAGGACGCCCUUUAUCCAAGCGAACUCACAGAACGCGAGUUCACUGUGGUCAAAGAAAUCACUACAAACGUAACGUGGCCGAUCGAAAAAUGCAUAGAAAUCCUCCUACUGAACGAGACAAAGACUGACGAUAUCAUGAGGCGUGUGUACACGUACAACGGAACACAAUUCAUGUGUUCCGAACACGCCCCUGUGCUAACUAAAAGCACUGUAAUUAGAGCGAGUAUACUAUCGGCGAUGGCCGUGCUCUCGCUCUUCGGUAAUUUAGCUACAAUAAUUAGCUUAAAGAGAGGCAAACGGAGUAGGGGGCGGGCGAGACCCUCUUGGACGGCAAUAUACAGCUUAAUAUUCCAGCUUAGCAUAGCUGACGUACUAGUUACUAUAUUUUGUAUCGCCGGAGAAGCGGCGUGGUCUUUCGCAGUGCAAUGGUAUGCCGGCAACAUUGCUUGCAAGCUGUUCAAGUUCCUUCAAAUGUUCGCUUUGUACUUGAGCACGUUCAUACUAGUCUUGAUUGGAGUGGACCGAUGGCUGGCCGUCAAAUAUCCCAUGAAAAGCAUGGCCACCGCAACGAGGAGUGGAAAACUAGUCAUUAUUGCGUGGGUGUUGAGUUUCUUGUUGAGUAUACCACAGGCAGUGGUUUUUGGAGUGGCUAAAGGCCCUUUCGUGGAGGACUUCUACCAGUGCGUCACGCAUGGGUUCUACACCGAAAGAUGGCAGGAGCAAGCGUACACUACUCUGUCCUUGAUAUUCAUGUUUAUCUUGCCUCUCCUCAUCUUGAUAUCUACGUAUGUGUCCACAGUGAGAACUAUUGCAAAGAGCGAAAAAGUCUUUCAGCCUGAAGUAAUGAGACACGGGAAUUAUUUGACUCCCGAUAUGAACCGACGGAGGCUGAUAGAUCGCGCUAAGAUGAAGUCCCUGAGGAUGUCGGUAGUAAUAGUCGCUGCGUUCAUCGUCUGGUGGACGCCGUACUAUGUGAUGAUGAUUAUAUUCACGUUCCUCAAUCCGGACAAGAAUCUUAGCGACGAGCUUCUAUCCGGGAUCUUCUUCUUCGGGAUGUCCAACAGUCUAGUCAACCCUGUGAUCUACGGAGCAUUCCAUUUGUGGCCAAAGAAAAAAGUGUCAAGACACAGUGACAGGGAAUCUGGUCAUCAUGCAUCACUUCUGCGUCGUGGAGACAACAAUACCUCAUCCGUGAGACUGACAACCAUUCGGUCUCUUCGGUCUUCUACCAAAUAUUCGAACGGAAACAACGUCAGUGUAUUAUAACAUUCGCGUAUAUGUCACCCGCGCACCAUGAAUCAAAGAUUCAUCGAUGUGCACAGUGACAGGCAGCCUAAUUGUGUUGUGUGUAUGGAACUUAAGAGUACCUUUAAGUAAGUGUUAUAAUAAGUGCUAGUGAAAAGAUAUUUUGUAAGUGAGAAUUAAUUAAAGAGAUUAAUAGUGUUAUUGCCAUUUUGUUA